Molecule: messenger RNA, 1876 nt
Organism: Nicotiana tabacum (common tobacco)
Lineage: Eukaryota; Viridiplantae; Streptophyta; Magnoliopsida; Solanales; Solanaceae
Source: RefSeq, a predicted model, not a curated record
UUCAAGACAAGUUUUUACUUCUUUUCAUUCUUUUUCUAAGUAUUGUUGGCUGCAUAAGCAAAAUGACAAGCUUAGGGAAGUUGGGGCAAUUGCCUUUACUUGUAACUGCUUUGGUAAUUUGCUUUAUAGCCAGCACUGUUGUUGCUGAUUACUCUUAUGGGUAUGCUUCUCCCUCACCUUCUUACACCUCUAAGAAGUAUUACAAAUCACCAUCUCCACCCAAGUACUCAGUACCUACUCCUUACUAUAAGUCACCUGCUAUUGCAAAGCACUAUUACAAGUCACCAUCUCCCGCAAAAUACUACAAAUCUCCAGCUCCCGUAAAAUAUUACAAGUCGCCAGCUCCCACAAAAUACUACAAAUCGCCAGCUCCCGCAAAAUACUACAAGGCGCCAACUCUCGCAAAAUACUACAAGGCGCCAGCUCCCGCAAAAUACUACAAGUCACCAGCUCAUUCAAAGAACUACUACAAGUCGCCAACUCCCGUAAAAUACUACAAGUCGCCAGCAACUUCAAAGAACUACUACAAGUCGCCAUCACAUGCAAAAUACUACAAAGCGCCAGCUCCUGCAAAAUACUACAAAGCACCAGCUCCCGCAAAAUACUACAAGUCGCCAUCACAUGCAAAAUACUACAAAGCGCCAGCUCCUGCAAAAUACUACAAAGCACCAGCUCCCGCAAAAUACCACAAGUCGCCAACUCCCGCAAAAUACUACAAGUCGUCAGCUCCUUCAAAGAACUACUACAAGUCGCCAGCUCCCGUAAAAUACUACAAGUCGUCAGCUCCUUCAAAGAACUACUACAAGUCGCCAGCUCCCGUAAAAUACUACAAGUCGCCAUCACCAGCAAAGUACUACAAAUCGCCUGCUCCCUCUAAAUAUUAUAAGUCUCCGCCACCACCAAAAUAUUACAAGUCCCCAGUUUAUUAUAAAUCUCUACCACCACCAACUUAUUAUGAGAAAUCACCUUCGUAUUACAAGUCACCUCCACCUCCUCCAACAUACUAUGAGCAAUCACCUAAGUCACCUCCACCCCCACCAAAAUACUACGAGCAAUCACAAUCUUCUUACAAAUCUCCUCCACCUCCACCAAAAUACUAUGGGCAACCAUUGUCAUACAACUCUCCACCACCACCACCAAAAUACUAUGAGCAAUCACCAAUCAAUUAUAAGUCUCCCCCUCCACCGUACUACAAAGAAUCUACACCUUCCUACAAAUCUCCUCCACCUCCACCAAAAUACUAUGGGCAACCAUUGUCAUACAACUCUCCACCACCACCACCAAAAUACUAUGAGCAAUCACCAAUCAAUUAUAAGUCUCCCCCUCCACCGUACUACAAAGAAUCUACACCUUCCUACAAAUCUCCUCCACCUCCACCAAAAUACUACGAGCAAUCACCUAUAACUUACGACUUACCAUCUCUGCCAAAGAUCAAUGAAAAAUUGCCAUCAUACUACUCACCUCCACCACCAACGAAUUACUAUAAGCAAACUCCCGCCUAUGCCUCACCUCCACCACCUGCAAAAUACGAGCAAUCUGCCACCCAUGCUUCACCUCCUCCAGCAACCUACUACUAGUAAUGAUCAAACCAUUCACUUCUAUCAAUUUUCACCAUUUCCUUGAUUUUUAGAUCCUUUUCAUCCUCUUAUUUGAAGGAUUUCUGUUUUCUCUCCCAAAAUCUUAUGUGUGCUUCCCCAAAGGGUCGGCUUUUGUUGCUGUGUGCUCAUUCUAAUUUAUAAUUUGCAUUAUUUGAUAUUCAAGAUCCUCGAGAUCUCAAACAGUAGUUUGUCUUAUUGUAUCAAUUAAGCCCCUUUCGGUGUAAUUCUCUUGAGAAUUUUAUUUUAAUUGGUUGAUAUUAUAUUCUUCUUUAUUACUA